AUGACAGCUUCCCAAAAUGCCUUACUGGUCUGCACACUGGUCAUCUAUAUUGCCCAAGCCUACAACCAACUUGUAACUUCUAUACAAGAUGAGGAAGAGCGUUGCUUGGGAGAAUUCGCCUCAGACCUAGGCCUGUGUCCUGAUACUCUGGCUUUCGAAACGACGCCGGGAGAGUGGAAGAGUAUCGCUAUGAAGGCUCUAAAAGCACAGAUCCUGGGAGUUUCGGACCAAAUGUCCGGCUGUUUUACGCAGUUGCUCAACAGGCUCAAAGAAAGGCAGCAGAUUUGGCACAGUGGGCGCUGUUUUGCCUACCGAGAGCCGGAUCAUGAGAAGGUCGGCCGGCCACCUUGUCUCACACUGAUCGGAGAAGCAGAGGACACGAUGAAACGAUUGAAGCUAGAAUCGUGA
Clonostachys rhizophaga is the source of this 408-nucleotide messenger RNA. The record is from the annotation of a GenBank genome assembly. Lineage: Eukaryota; Fungi; Ascomycota; Sordariomycetes; Hypocreales; Bionectriaceae.